UGGCGGGGCGCGCUACGAGCGGCGGCUCCUUCCGCCGGGAGCAGCGCCGGGCGGCGAGGAGAGGCGCGGCCGGCGGCACGCAGACAUGGCCAUGCCCAGUUCCCUUUUGUGGGCUGUUGACAUUUUUGGGAGGGUUUACACUCUGUCUACUGUUGGCCAGUACUGGGAGCUCUGUAAGGAUACACAGCUGGAAUUCAAACGAGUCUCUGCUGUCAAACAGUGCUGCUGGGGAAUAGCCUGUGAUCAUCAAGUAUACACCUACGUGCUCUCUGGUGAUGUUCCUAUUAGAUACCAGGAGGAAACCUAUGAGAAUCAGCGCUGGAAUCCCGUUGGUGGCUUUUGUGAGAAAUUACUGCCCAGCGACCGCUGGCAGUGGAGUGAUGCGAGCGGGCUAAAACAUCAGCAGCUUGAUAGUUUCACACUGCCUUCACCACACUGGGAGUGGGAGUCUGACUGGUAUGUGGAUGAAAAUAUUGGAGGGGAACCAACAGAGAAAGGGGGCUGGACUUAUGCCAUAGACUUCCCCAGCACCUACACAAAGGAUAAGAGAUGGAAUUCUUGUGUCAGACGCAGGAGGUGGAUCAGAUACCGGAGAUACAAAUCACGGGACGUUUGGGUGAAGAUCGCAUCAGGUGAUGACCCAGGUCAGUUGCCAGAUCCUUUCAAUGACAUCUCCAUCGGAGGAUGGGAAAUCACCGAUGAGCCUCUCGGCCGCUUAUCAGUGUGGGCGGUUUCUUUACAAGGAAGGGUAUGGUACAGAGAAAACGUCUGCCAUCACAAUCCAGAAGGUUCCAUGUGGUCCUUAAUCACCACCCCUGGUGAAGUUGUACAGAUCAGCUGUGGACCGUAUGAUCUCCUUUGGGCAACUCUUUGGGAAGGGCAAGCUAUUGUGAGAGAAGGAAUUGAUAGGAAUAACCCUCAAGGAAUUUCCUGGAGCAUUGUGGAGUCUCCAAGCUCUGAAAACGGGAUUUCACACGUCUCUGUGGGUGUUGACGUGGUGUGGUGCAUCACAAAGGAUAGAAAAGUGUGGUUUAGAAGAGGUGUGAACUCACAUAAUCCUUGUGGAACAAGCUGGAUCGAAAUGGUUGGAGAAAUGCUGAUGGUAUCUGUAGGCUUGAAUAACCAGGUCUGGGGAGUCAGCUGUGAUGACAGAACCAUUUAUUUUCGUCAAGGCAUCACACCAAGUGAGCUGAGUGGGAAGACGUGGAAGGCAAUUGUAGCUGUCCGAGACAGUGACAGGUCUCAGACCGGGAGCUCAACAAGUCUGCUCAGUGCUGGCUGUUUCUUUACUGAUGAUAUUCAGAACCAAACAAACGCGAUCAUUCAGGGUGAUGCAGAUACUUCCUCUGAUACAGAGCUUCCAAGUGUACCCAUGAACCUUGCCAACACUCUCCCAAAGGGAGCUGAAGCCAGCAGCAGUGGGAAUGGCACAGGCAACCAGACAGCAGAAAUACCUGCAAAUUUGACUGUGGAUCCUCUGGACUCUGAUCAAGGAGAAGGCAUUGUUGCUUCAAGUAGUAAUGAGAAAGCUAAUCUUGAAAUGCAUAAAUCUCCUACAAACCCAGAUCCUUCUGCAGAACUGCGGUGGACAAACAUUGACUUGAAGGAGGCCCAAAAGUAUCCAGUGCUCUCCGUCAGCACCCUUGCAGAAACAUCCAGCCUGUCUUCCCUUGGCAUGUUCUCAGUGGGAGCUGAAGAACAACAGUAUGGAGCUGAUGAGCACCCACUGUGGGCCUGGGUGUCUGGGGGAGGCUGUCUUGUAGAUUUGCACAGCCCAUUGAAAUGGUUCACUGUUCAAUCAGGUUUGUCAUCCUCUGCGCAGUCUCUGUCUCUCUCAAUCACUCCAGCACAGACAGCAGCCUGGCGCAAGCAGAUUUUUCAGCAGCUCAGUGAAAGGACAAAGCGGGAGCUGGAGAAUUUCAGGCACUACGAGCAGGCUGUUGAGCAGUCAGUUUGGGUCAAAACUGGGACCUUGCAGUGGUGGAGGAAUUGGAAGCCUCAUAAAUGGAUGGACGUUCGAGUCACACUUGAGCAGUUCACUGGGAGCGAUGGACUGCGCGACAGCAUCCUCUUCAUCUACUACAUGUAUCACGAGGAGAAAAAGUAUAUCCACGUGUUCCUGAAUGAAGUCACUAUCAUAGUUGAAGUUCUGAAUGAAGCCAAGCACUCCUUUGCACUGUAUACGCCUGAAAGGACGAAGCAGCGGUGGCCAAUCUGCUUGGCAGCCACAACAGAGCAAGAAAUGCAUGACUGGCUCUCUUUGCUGAACAUGUCCUGUUGUGAGAGCAGACGGAUUCAAGGCCCUCCUUCUCACCAUGCCAUUUGGUCAGUUACUUGUAAAGGAGACAUCUUUGUCAGUGAGCCAAGUCCUGAACUGGAGGCUGGACCACACCUGAUGCCGUGUGAUCAAAUGUUUUGGCGUCAAGUUGGAGGUCACCUUCGGCUGAUAGAGUGCAAUAACCGAGGCAUAGUGUGGGGCAUAGGAUAUGAUCACACAGCUUGGGUUUAUACUGGUGGAUAUGGAGGUGGCUUCAUUCAAGGAUUGGCCAGUAGUGCUGAUAACAUUUAUAUGCAGACAGAUGUGAAAUGUGUUUACAUCUAUGAGAACCAACGGUGGAACCCAGUCACUGGAUAUAGCAGCAGAGGUCUGCCCACGGACAGAUACAUGUGGAGCGAUGCAUCUGGCCUGCAGGAAUGUACAAAAGUCAAUACCAAGCCUCCUUCUCCGCAGUGGUCUUGGGUAUCCGACUGGUACAUAGAUUUUAACACUUCAGGUGGAACUGACCGGGAAGGCUGGCAGUAUGCAGCAGACUUUCCAGCGUCCUACCACAGUCACAAGACAAUGAAAGACUUUGUGCGACGGAGGCGCUGGGCAAGAAAAUGUAAGAUAGUCACCAACGGGCCAUGGCUGGAAGUGCCUUCUGUGACCCUGUGGGACAUCUCCAUAAUUCCCAGUUCAGAUGCAGAUGAUGAAGAAGCAGUAGCACUGUGGGCAAUCAGUGACAAAGGAGACGUGCUCUGCAGGCUUGGAGUGACACAGCAAAACCCAGCUGGAACAUCUUGGCUGCAUGUGGGAACAGAUCAGCCCUUCAUUUCCGUCUCGGUUGGAGCAUAUUACCAAGUGUGGGCUAUUGCCAGAGAUGGUUCUGCCUUCUAUCGGGGUUCAGUGUCUCCAAAGAAACCUGCAGGUGACUGUUGGUAUCAUAUUCCUUCACCUCAAAAACAAAAGCUAAAACAAGUCUCAGUAGGACAAACAUCUGUGUUUGUGUUGGAUGAAAAUGGCAAUCUUUGGUACCGGCAAGGUAUCACACCAAGCUACCCUCAAGGAUCUACUUGGGAUCACGUUUCAAACAAUAUCCGUAAAAUGUCUGUAGGGCCCCUGGACCAGGUCUGGGUGAUAGCUGACAAAGUGCAAGGAAGUCAUGGUUUGAGCUGUGGGACCAUCUGCCAUCGGACUGGCAUUCAGCCAAUGGAACCAAAAGGUGUCUCCUGGGACUACGGUAUUGGGGGUGGAUGGGAGCACAUUACAGUCAGAGGAAAUGCAACCGAUGCAUCAAGAGUUGCUGUGCAGGACACUUCAGAGGAAAACCCUGCAGUAUCAAAGGAUUUAGAAGAUGAGGAGGGUAAAGGGAAAACAGAGCGUUCAAGAACUCCUCUGAUGGUCAGUGAAAGUCAGGAAUUGGACAGAAAUGCAGUUAAUUGUUAAGUUGCCAUCAUCUACAUGUUGCAAACGAGCAGUAGUUGGUGUAAUUUAAAAAUAAACUAAAAGUCUGUUGCCUGGAGAGAAAAAUGUGACCUUCUUGUGCUACUAAUGAACUGGAAUUUGCAGUGGGGUAUUUUAAGUACUGAUUGUUUCUACUGCAUCACAGGUGAAAUGUGACUUGAUAGAGUCUUGUUAAAGCAGGCAAGCUUUUUAGCCACAAUGUACUUCUGACCCUUUACCAUAGCUGCUACACAACUACAUGAAUGUGGGGAUUGUUGCAGAAGACACAUCUUCAUCAAGUGGAACCACUAGUUUCAGCAAGACUACAGCGAGAGCAUGAUCCUAUUGGGUCUAAGAGUGGCAAAAGUCUCACCCUAAAUGGUCCAAAUGGUGGUAACUCAUGUUUUGUCUCCCUCUUAACUGGAACCAUGGUAACUUAGGUAUUCAGAUGUCUGCCUAAUAAAACAGAAUCUGACUUCACAGAUACCAGUGGAGUUUGCCAACAACAUACACUAAACAGGUUCAGAAUGAAGCUCUGCUCUUUGGUGUCAGUAAGUGAUUGAAUCAUCUCUUCUUCCAACAUGAAAACACUUUUUUUUCUCCUUUCUUAUCAUAAUUUGACUGUUAUAUGAAAUUAACUAUGUGAAGUCCAGUCCUCAGGCAGUGCUGAAAAAUCCAUCUCUCCUGAUAGCUUCAGGAAUACACCAUAGUUUUUCCCUGGGGGCAGUUUACAAUCAUUUUUUCUCUCUGUAUAUGAAGUUAUUUUUAUAUGAUAAGCAGUGCAGUGUGGUCUCAGUACUGUAAUUGUAAAAGUAAAAUGUAUGCUUGCAUGUAUUUAAAGAAUAUAGUUGGUAUUUUAAUGCCAAGGAAAGCACUGUUUCCAAAUCCAAAUGUGAAUGGAGGUUCAAAGAUGCUUUACUGUUUAAAAAAUACCCGUUCAUCUUUCCAGUCUGUGAUGAUAGAUUUCUGGUUUAUACAUACAUUGUGGAAGUAUUAUAAAUAAGAUGUUUGCAUUAAUUACCGUAAUAGGUUUUGCAUAACUUGCACAGGAUCUUGUCCAAAUAAAUAUCAUGUGUAUUUUUAGAGAGUUAUUAGGACUGUAUUUUCUCUGCAUCUUAUACAAAAAUGUUGUUCUUUUAAUAGCAUUUAUAUAUUGACAGAAAUUGAUUUAAUAUAAUAAGCUCAGUAACCUACCUUUGCAUUUUCCCCUGCAUUGCCAAGUUUCACUUACUUUACUGUAAAAAAAUGGGUUUAAGUGAACAAAGAUAAAUUGUAAGUUGUUUGAGUACUAAAUAUUUGCCUUCUGAAACUAUUAUUUAGAAAAUUAAUUUAAAAAAAUAAAAGGUCAUUGUUCUGGCUAGUUAAAAUUGGCAGAAGUGACUUUAAAUGAAAACAUUUGGAAAAAUAAAAGUGAUUUAUCAGAAAAUAACCCUGCUUCUUAUUAAAUCCUUGCUGACAUGUUCAGGA
This is a messenger RNA of Colius striatus (speckled mousebird), 5170 nucleotides long. It is a transcript of the gene TECPR1, whose product is annotated as tectonin beta-propeller repeat containing 1. The transcript is spliced from 25 exons. Lineage: Eukaryota; Metazoa; Chordata; Aves; Coliiformes; Coliidae. Gene Ontology annotation, cellular component: membrane. The record is from RefSeq and is a predicted model, not a curated record. Bases 86 to 3706 code for a protein of 1206 amino acids.